Molecule: messenger RNA, 615 nt
Organism: Lasiosphaeria miniovina
Lineage: Eukaryota; Fungi; Ascomycota; Sordariomycetes; Sordariales; Lasiosphaeriaceae
Exons: 1
Coding region: 283-504 (73 amino acids)
Source: RefSeq, a predicted model, not a curated record
AUCCCACUUCGUAGCUGCCCUGGGGUCCCGUCACCAGCUCUAGACCCACAGGCUUGUUGUCGAGUCCUAUUCCUCCCUUUGCGACACCAACUUACUCCCCUCUUCCGGUCGUCGGCAUCUUUGCUCUCUCUAGUACAUGCACUGGCUUCUUCACUUUGAUCAUCGAGACGUCGCGGUUUUUGGCCUGUUCUCUGUCCCGGCCCUCUGUGUGCCAUCGUUGCCGACAGACUUUGGCUCCCAGAUUGAUUUGAGGCUAUCUGACUCAAGUCGCAUCGCAUCACCAUGAUACUGGUCCGAGUUGGUUGCCUCAAUAUCCUCUCCCUCCACGUCGUAAGUGCUGCCUUUAUCCACGUUCAAUGCGCUUGUAUGCGGCUAUCCGUGCUUCUUUUUGUGGAAAACUGCUUUGCGCUGCAGCACGUAAAUCGCCAUUUCACUCUUCGUUUCCCGUUUCUGGAGAUUGAACUCUCUUGCACCAACGUACACCCUUGGGAUACAAGAACCUAGCAGCUCUAUACUGUACCUUUCAUGCCUCAUGAUCAUCUGCUGGAGCCCCUUCGUUCGUCAUUAAUCUUGCACUAACACCACCUCGUAGUGAUUUUCUCCAACGACGGUCCC